This is a messenger RNA of Cyclospora cayetanensis, 1206 nucleotides long. RefSeq lists its product as uncharacterized. Lineage: Eukaryota; Apicomplexa; Conoidasida; Eucoccidiorida; Eimeriidae. The coding region runs from base 1 to 1206 and encodes 401 amino acids. The transcript is spliced from 8 exons. The record is from RefSeq and is a predicted model, not a curated record. Gene Ontology annotation, molecular function: calcium ion binding.
AUGAGAACCCUGGAGCUGAUAGUACUGUCUUGGUGGAUUCAGUUGUUGCGUUCUCAUCCGGCUACUUGGCUACGUAUUUCUUGGUGGGGGAACAUUUCGGUUGGCGUCUGUGCAUUGCUGCACUUUGGGCUGCUAAAGAACGUUCUAUAUUCAACCGUACUUGCGCUGCACUCGGGAAUGCUCGUCAAUCACGAUCUUUUUGAAAAGGUAUGGGAGAUCCAGAGGGCAGAGAAUGUGAGACGGACGGCAGAGUUAGUGGACGGGCUUCGAGUGCAAUCCACGUUAUUCGCCAUCAAUGAGGGAGGGGAAAUGUUUUGGAAGCAAAUGCAAAUCAAAGCCCUCUCCGUGUCUCGAGCCGUAAAGGAACAGAUGGUGGUCAUGUGGGCCUCCCUGGAUGAAGAGCAUCUAGGACAAAUUGACCGUCCAAAGCUAUUCAAGUUCCUGAAGUCCCAGGGCCUUUCAAUUCGCACUGAAGCAGACGUCAAUGAUUUUCUCCAAAUCUUCGAUCGCACCAAUAAAGGUGGAGUAGAUGCGGAAGAGUUUUACGUUUUGCUUAUCGUGAUAAAGCAGCUCCUCAUGGAACCCCUGGAUAAGGACGCCCUCAGAGCUCUCUUUGAGGACAAGUAUGGCAUUCCAUGGACUGCGCCAACUGGGGUGGAUGUUAAUAGUCUCGCACGGAUCCUUUCAGAGCUUGGAUUACAGUGGUCAGAGGGGCAGCGCCGCUACCUUCUUGACUUUGUGGGCGGGAAGAGAGGCACCACUGGCGUUUCGGCAGAUCUCUUGGUCUCGCAGCUCCAGGCCAUGGAAGAACAGACCCUCCAGCCCCUACAACAGGCUGCCGAGCUCGCGCUCCUCGUUGCUUUGCUGUGUCCAGACAAUUGGGGAAACUCAAAAGGGAUCUCAAGUAAGAGGAGGAGACAGGGUCUAAUGCAUGAAGCCUCCUUUCAUGAAGUUACAGCCAAGCAUCCCGUAGUGACACCGAGGGAGGGGAAUUUAUGGAGUGCAGCAGCAGUCCCGCGUACAUCGUCGCACGGAGCCAGCUCCAUGCGAUCAGUAGUCUGGAACUCGCCCCAAACACUGAGAUUGAAGAUGACGAAAAGGUUGGGGGAAGCUAGGAGAGGCGGGGCAUGUACCAGCAACAAAUGUAGGGUCGCCCGCAUUGUAUUUGCUCUCUGCACCCCCCCUAUUUCAAGAGAAUGGCUUUGA